AUCGUCUGUCUCGCUCGCACCUCCUCCCGGGCGCGCGCGCCGCCAUGUUGGUCAUUACGUGAUUUUGUGUUGUCCGAGUCACACCGUUAUUAUUUAAGUUAUUUAUCUUUCCUUUUCGUGGAGACUAUGGGUAAAAGGAAACGUUCGAGAUCGCGAUCUAGAAGUGAUAUACAUAGGAAAAUGAAAAAAUUGGAACGAAAACUGGAGAAAUAUAAAAAAUGUGCACCAAGAUCAUCAUCGUCGGAAACAUCGGAUAAUCCAGAAAGAGAAUGGUCAGCGGAUGAAUUCGAAAACACAGAUAUUUUCACAAAUCCAGAUGACGUUUUCACACUGGAUGAUGAGGAACCUCUGCCUGGCCCAUCUAGAUUGAGCGCCCCACCAUUGCCUUCGUCAAUGCCGCAAGCGACCACUACAACAAAAGAUACUCUUACCAUCAACAAUGAAGAACUUAUUAAUGAAGGUCAGCCGGUGGACGAACCCUCUUGUUUGGAUCCUGAAAUCCUGCAGAUUUUAGGUGAGGAUCCUUCUAAUCUCAAGGAGUAUGGCGAACAUCUUCAUAAAGACUUAGCAUCAAGAUGGUCUCAUAUAGUAACGAAUGGACUAAACAAAGAAAUCAAACAGGAACUUUUAAAAAAGUACCUUACACCGGAAAAUUGUAAAAACCUAAAAGCACCUAAACUUAACCUGGAAGUCAAAGCUGCACUAAACGACUUUAACAUAAAGAAGGAUUCCUACAAUCAGAUGAAGCAAAAUCAAUUGUCAAGUGCACUUACCGCCAUAGGAUCAGCCUUGAAUAUGAUACUUUCAUCAAAAGAUUCAUCAAACCAGCAAUUACAACAAUUAAUACAACCUCUUAGUGAUGCCGCUCGUUUAAUCUGCGACUGUCAUUACAAAGAAUCUGUGUCAAGAAGAUUCGAUAUCACUAAGAUAUUAAACAAAGAAACCAAAGAUAUGGUAAAAAACAGUAAAAUUGAUGAAUACUUGUUUGGAUCAGAUCUAGCCGAUCAGUUGAAGUCUCACAAAGCUAUUGCCAAGUCGGGGUUGGAGAUGAAAGCAGUGAGCACCGCACGCGUGGCAUUUAGACAAACUCCGACAACCCAAACACAACGAGGAGCUUUAAACGCGAGGGGGACGACGCGGGCAACUGCCGGCGGGACGCGUCGAAAUCCCAUACCCCGGAGGCCGGCGCCGGCGCCCACGCGAGAUCGGCAGUACACGCAGAACACAUCCAACUCCGCAACGACGCCGCAGAACUACAGCUCGCGCGCACGGACGACGACGCGGAGGCGCCACUAAAUAACCAGGUACCUAUAGCAGGAAGACUACAAUACUUUAUCGAUGAAUGGUCUAAUAUAACUGAUGACCCCGUGAUUCUAUCAUGGGUUAGAGGUUACACAAUACCUUUUAAAAGCGAACCAUUUCAAGGGCCGACUCAAAACAUAAAUCUACAAUCAGAUGCAAUAUUGGCUCAAUGUGUUAAUGAACUUCAAAAAUCUAACUUCAUAUCGCCGUGUAAUCCAUGUAAAGAACAAAUCAUUUCACCAAUAUUUACAGUACCUAAACCUAAUAAUAAACACAGAUUUAUUCUUAAUCUAAAACAUUUGAACAAAUUCAUUCAAUUAGACCAUUUCAAAAUGGAGGACUAUAGAACUGUAUUAAAAUUAUUAGAUAAAGAUUAUUAUAUGGCAAGCUUAGAUUUGAAAGACGCUUAUUUUCUUAUUUCCGUCGACAAGGAAAGUAGGAAAAAAUUACGUUUCCAGUGGAAAAAUAUUUUCUAUGAAUUUAAUGUUUUACCUUUUGGCCUCUGUACAGCCCCAUUUGUGUUUACGAAACUUCUGAAACCUAUUCUUCAGUACUUACGUAGUUCUGGUUUUCUUUCGGUUGCAUAUCUCGAUGAUAUCUUGUGCAUUGGGAAAUCAUACGAAGAAUGCCUAUUGAAUAUUAAUACCACAACAAAUCUUUUUGAAUCAUUAGGUUUUGUGAUUAAUACAACCAAAAGCAACUUAGUACCUAGUAAUAUUUGCCAAUAUUUGGGUUUUGUGUUUAACUCAAUAGAUAUGACAAUUUCAUUGCCAAAUGAAAAGAGACAACGUAUACUAGACCGAAUCAAUGCGUGUUUAAGAGUAAAAAAAUGUACUAUACGUUAUUUCGCUGAAUUUAUUGGACUUUUGACUUCCGCAUGCCCCGCAGUUCGUUAUGGCUGGCUUUAUACAAAUCUAUUUGAACGAGAGAAACUUUUGGCAUUAGAUAACACAGAUAAUUAUAAUAAAAAGAUAUUACUACCUUCCAGCAUUCACAGUGACCUCAAUUGGUGGCAAAGAAACAUAAUGUCAUCUUGUUCACCAAUUACUACUAACAAUUUUCACAUUGAAAUAUUCAGUGACGCUUCUGAAACAGGCUGGGGAGUAGCAUGCGCAAAUCAAAGUUCUCAUGGUAAUUGGACACUAUCUGAUAUGUCAUGUCAUAUAAAUGCGUUAGAGUUGAAAGCUGCCUUUUACGGCCUACGAAUAUUUGCAUCCAAUUUAAGUAACUGUGAUAUCUUACUUAGAAUCGACAACACUACUGCCAUAUGUUACAUUAACCGAAUGGGUGGUGUGCAACACCCACACUUGAACCAAUUGGCACGUGAGAUAUGGCAGUGGUGUGAAGAAAGAAAUAUUUAUAUAUUUGCAUCCUACAUAAAAUCAGAAGAUAAUAUAGUGGCUGAUAGGGAAUCAAGGAAAUUAAAAAUUGAUACGGAAUGGGAAUUGUCUAAUAACAUAUUUUCAAAAAUUAUUAAUACAUUUGGACUGCCUGAAUUUGACCUAUUCGCAAGCUCACAAAAUUUCAAAUGUCAUAGAUUCGCCUCAUGGAAACUUGACCCGCUUUCAGAAGUCGUAGAUGCUUUCACUUUCGAAUGGAAAAAUAUUUACUUUUAUGCCUUUCCCCCAUUUAGCAUUAUUACAAAAGUUUUGCAAAAAAUUAAGACCGAUAAAGCAGAAGGCAUAUUAAUAGUUCCUAACUGGCCAUCACAGCCAUGGUACCCACUUUGGUUGAGUUUGGUAGUGUCACAAAAGCUAUACUUCGGAC
Messenger RNA from Helicoverpa armigera (cotton bollworm), 3069 nucleotides. RefSeq lists its product as uncharacterized. The coding region runs from base 127 to 1296 and encodes 389 amino acids. The transcript has 2 exons. The record is from RefSeq and is a predicted model, not a curated record. Lineage: Eukaryota; Metazoa; Arthropoda; Insecta; Lepidoptera; Noctuidae.